This is a messenger RNA of Paramecium sonneborni, 1601 nucleotides long. NCBI's taxonomy places the organism in Eukaryota, Ciliophora, Oligohymenophorea, Peniculida, Parameciidae. The record is from the annotation of a GenBank genome assembly.
AUGGGCAAAAUGUUUUGGAAGGAUUGGCAUUUACGAACUUAAAUCUGUAUGAUCUAAUUUGGCAUUUCAAUUUUUACAAUAGGUUUAAUUGCUGUCUCAACUUAUUCUACAAUGUAUUAUAUUUCUGAAUUCUAUAUGGAAACAUCAGAACAUGUUUUUUAAAAAUAAUUUGGAAAAUGGACAAAAAUAAUGAUGUCACAUAACAUCCAAAGAGUAUAAUAGACCUUAUUUAGAAGUCAACAACAAAUUGUUAAGGUAAAUGCUUUGUAUUAAAUGACUCAGUAAAUAAUGCAAAGUUCAUUAUAAUAACCAACUUCGUGUCUUAAUGAGUAUAAUCUUUUGGAUGUAUAUGCUUAUAGUGCAUCUUUUUGUUAUAUGAUUUAUAAAGAUACUAAACCGAAUAAAGUCCUAUAGAAUCUUAAAAAUCUUUGCUCAUUUUUGUCAGAAUCUGUACUUUUUUUAGACUAAGACUUUGAUAUUAUACUAGCCUCAUCAAAUGAUAUACAUUUUUUCACAGUUUGGCCUGGGUUUUUUUUAUCUAAUGAUUAUAAUCCUUAAGAUAGAAUCUGGUAUGUAUAACAUUUAGAACAAUUGCAAUUGCAUAAUAACCAUAAUCUAACUUAUUUUAGUGAACCUCAUAUUCAUUGGACUUGGAAUCUCUUAAUGAUAGCUUAAACCAAAAGUUUAUUAAAUACAAACGGAUAACUUGAUGGAGUUAUAGCUUCUCAUGUUAAUUUCAGCUAAUUUAAUUAUUCAGAUGACUAAGUUAGUUUUACAAUAAUAAAUCCUACAGGUCGAAUAUUAUUAAGCUCUUUGAAUGUCACUUAAUAUUCAAAUAUAUAUGAUUCUAACAUUACUAAUCUAGGAUAUCAAGAUUAUUAACAGAUUGUAAAUUAGGCCAAGGGUUAAGACACAGAAAGUAAUUGUAAUUCCACUGUUUGGAAGAAUUAAGGUUAUUUAUGUAGAAAAACUUAUGAUUAAUAAGAAGAAGAACUUAUUAGUACUAAAAAUAUGGAGGCAGCAGGAUUGAUUUUAAUUAUGUAAAAUUGAAGAGAUAUUUUAGGUAAACCAAACUCUCUAAAUAUUAAAUGGAAUUUAAGAAUAUGUUUAAUACUUUCUAAUCUUAAUUAAACAACAUAUUAGUUGGUACUAUAUUAGGCUUUAUUCUUUAUAUGCUUUCAUCUUUAUUUAUUACUACUUGUGUGGUUAUUUUUUUAUUUAAUCCUAUUAUUAGAAUCAUUAAUUAUACAUCACAGUAAUUAUUUAGAGAAAGUCUUAAUAAAAAAAAUAUUUUUUAUAAAAAAAACAAUUUUUCUUUUUUUGAAAAUUUAUCAACUUCAUAAUUAUUGAAUGAUUUACAAUAAUCAUUUAAUAGAUUAAUCCACAUUACAUCUAAUUAAAAAAAAACAGAUAUAUGCUAAUUAAUAGAAGGCUUUAAAUAUCCAUAUAGGAGAUGGAAGUUAAAGUAAAAUAGUAAAAAUGUCCGAAAAGAUACUUCUAAGUUAUUAAAUAAUAUUUAAAAUGAAGAAACCUUAAAACUUUAAAGUUUUGUAAUUAAACAAUUAAUGAUAUCAGAGUUAAAAAUAGAUGGUUGUUUCUGA